This is a messenger RNA of Saccostrea echinata, 1005 nucleotides long. RefSeq lists its product as uncharacterized. The transcript is spliced from 3 exons. The record is from RefSeq and is a predicted model, not a curated record. Bases 270 to 866 code for a protein of 198 amino acids. Gene Ontology annotation, molecular function: oxygen binding; heme binding. Lineage: Eukaryota; Metazoa; Mollusca; Bivalvia; Ostreida; Ostreidae.
UGGGUUUUAAAAAUCGAAAUUUCACCCAUAACAAAUUAACUGUUAAAGAAACAGUUAUGCAAGAUGUCUCUAUACAUAAUUGAUAGUACCAUCGGAAAUGUUUAAAAACACAGUUGUUCAGGUAUUGAACAUUCAUCAUUCCUAUUCGUGGAGUGUUGACUUUUUCACGAUUCUCGGAGCUGAUUUUGUGUGGUUUCUGGGUACGAUUCUCAGAGCUGACUUUGUGUGGUUCUUGGUGUCUUGUUUAUCCUACUGGGUUAUGGGAGAGGAUGGGGUGCGGGACAUCCAUAGAUGGACAAUCUCCGUCAUCUGAAAACACCCCCGCUCUCUGCCGGCCGGACCUGACCCCACGGCAGCAGGAGCUGGUCCUAUACAGCUGGGAUCUCAUUCAAAAGGACAUGCUGGUCACUGGUCUAGAAAUAUACGCCAAUUUUCUGAAGAAUUUAGAGUCGGAGAUUCUUCUCCUUUUUCCAAAAAUAAUUCAAACGGACGAAAACAAUGAAAAACUGACAGUGCACGAAGAAAACCUUCAGCAUCACGUGAUGAUCGUCAUGAAAGGGAUUGGAAAGGUGGUAGAUAACCUUGACAACCCUACACUAAUCCAAAGCUUCCUUAGUUACGUCGGCCAAAGACACGUGCAGAGUAACGUUAAGCCCCACAUGCUAGAGAGGCUUUGGUCGUCUAUUGAUGACAGCUUUCGGACCGUAUUACAGGAUGUUUAUACCCCGGAUGUUCGGACCGCAUGGAAAUGUGUUGUGGACUUUAUGAUCGAGAAAAUCGCAGAAUCGAUGGAAGAAGCUGAAAAGAAGCAGGACUUCCGGUUAGCGAAUGACAGAAAUUCCAGCUUUGCUCACUUGGCAGAUUAGGUCCAAUCCAGAUUUUAAUCCUUGCCGCACAAUUUAUCAAGCACCCUGUGAUUUAAUACAGUAGACUUAUAAGUAAUGAUUCAGAAUUCUUCACAUGCUGGCGUUAUUGGAAACACGAGUUUUAUAAAUGGUUUUGAUG